Molecule: messenger RNA, 1470 nt
Organism: Guyanagaster necrorhizus
Lineage: Eukaryota; Fungi; Basidiomycota; Agaricomycetes; Agaricales; Physalacriaceae
Product: cytochrome P450
Exons: 11
Coding region: 1-1470 (489 amino acids)
Molecular function (GO): oxidoreductase activity, acting on paired donors, with incorporation or reduction of molecular oxygen; iron ion binding; heme binding
Source: RefSeq, a predicted model, not a curated record
AUGCAGCCCGCCAAGGACUCCAGUUGGAUCUGGGGUCACGAACUAAAUAUUUUCAAGGGCGAGGUCUGCGAAUGGUAUCUUCAUUGGGCGAAAACAUGUGGUCAGGUCUACAGAUUCAAAGCCGCGUUGUUUCAGCGUGAUGCGCUCCUCGUGGUGGACAAUGUUGCAGUCGCGCACAUUUUUCAAAACGCUUAUUCGGCUCCGGCCUUCCGGCCUAUCGUCAAAUCUUUUAUUGGACGAGGACUCGUAUGGGCUGAAGACGAUGAGCAUAGGCAUCAACGCAAACUGGUCGCACCAGCAUUCACCCUUAGUGCUGUGAAGGGCAUGGCAGAUGACGUUUUUGAGUGUGCUGGAAAGGUCGUCCAGAAGUUCCAGCGCGAUAUCGAUGCUCAAGGAGGAGCUGCCGUCCUGAAUGUAAACGAUUAUAUGUCCCCUUGCACCCUAGAGGUCGUCGGACGGGUCGGCUUUGGACAUGAUUUCGGUUACGACAAUGAAGACGCAAGGGCUAUUCGAACAUCUUGGCAGCAAGAUGUGGUCCAGGGCCGAAAAUUUCCGAGCUUCCUUCUGCCUAUUCUGAUCAGUCUCUUCCCGUGGAUUCCAAAGCUCCCGAUACCGGCUUUGAAGAACGAUGGCACGAUCAAGGCGAUUACUCUUAGACUGUCGAGUAAUCUGUUGAGGGAACACGUGGAGAACCCCAACCAUCUCGAGGGCAAAGAUAUGUUUUCCCUUUUGGUUAGGGAAUCAUGGGCCAAGAAUAAAAAAGGGACAGGCGAAUAUCUCACCGAUAGUCAGCUGUUGGAAAAUAUAUCCACUUUCUUGAUGGUCGGACAUGAAACGUCCUCCUCAGUUGUCCAUUUCACUCUUUUAGAUUUGGCUAAAAACCCGGAUAAGCAAGCGAAGCUUCGUGAUGAACUACAAAGAUUCGAGGGCGAAUUCGACUACGAGAGCAUCCAGAAGCUUCCUUAUCUUGACGCCGUUGCACGGGAAGGGCUUCGCCUAAACCCUGCAGCUCCCCGAACAGAACGCGUAGCUACUCAUGACGAUAUAAUCCCUCUCAGGAAUCCUAUCAGACUCUCGAAUGGCGAAGUCAUAACGGCGCUUCCUGUCAAGGCUGGUCAGGUAUUCGUCCUUCCUUUCACAGUGAUGAACGUGAACCCUGAUGUAUGGGGGCUGGACGCUCACGAAUUUAAACCUGAACGAUGGCUGACUACGGGUGGAAUUCCACCAGCUGAAGAUCUUCCUCACGGGCCUUGGAGCAACCUUGCUACGUUUUGCGAAGGACCUAGGCUUUGCAUCGGAUGGCGUUUAGGAAUUUUGGAAGUUAAGGUCAUCCUUGCCCUCUUGAUAAGAUCAUUCGAGUUCCACGACACGGGUGCCCUUAUAGAGCGGUUUAUAUCACCUUCCUUACAACCAUUCGUCAAAGGCGAAGCCGGCCAGCUCCCACUCAAGGUUUCUGUAGCUAAGCAUUAA